This is a messenger RNA of Acanthopagrus latus (yellowfin seabream), 2784 nucleotides long. RefSeq names its product microtubule associated protein 10 (gene map10). NCBI's taxonomy places the organism in Eukaryota, Metazoa, Chordata, Actinopteri, Spariformes, Sparidae. Gene Ontology annotation, cellular component: cytoplasmic microtubule; mitotic spindle midzone; centrosome. The transcript has a single exon. Gene Ontology annotation, biological process: cytoplasmic microtubule organization; positive regulation of cytokinesis; mitotic spindle midzone assembly. Bases 130 to 2613 code for a protein of 827 amino acids. Gene Ontology annotation, molecular function: microtubule binding. The record is from RefSeq and is a predicted model, not a curated record.
CCAUGCGUGACGCUGAAUGCUCGCGACAGUGUUUUGUUUCCAUGGAGCCCACAGAAGCUAAAAGCUCGAGUGUGCGGAUUAGCUAACAGCUAGUAAGCUGGUAUCUUUUGUGGUGUCGCAGCUUGCAAGAUGUCGGGACGAGAAAAAUGCGAUAACCUCGAGACUCUGUUUUCAUUUGAGCUCUUGGUGGAGUGUAUUAGAAUCGAGAAAGGAAGUAAAGUGUCCGACGAGCUGGCUGUCGGCGUGCGGCUGCUGGAUUUUCCAACGCUGCUCAUUUAUCAGCCUCAGCAGGACAGUGAAAGCACCAGCCAACAAGGACCAGAUGGGAGGAAUCAGCAAAGGGAAUACACCUUUAACAGGGGCAAGUCCUGCUUCUUCAAAAUGAACCUGAGCUCACUGCACACCCAGCUAUCUAACAGCCCUCUCUACGCCAUGGUACUGGAUGUGAAAGAAGAAAUUCCCAAAUUAGUUGGGACGUCACUUGUGUCCCUGGCUACAGCGAUGGGCAGGAUCAGGCAGGAUGUGACUGAGCGUGGCGCCUCUGCUUCCUCGUCUCAUGGUGAAAGAGGCCUCGUUGUUUUGAGCAACCUCAUGGGGGACAGAAUUGGAUCCAUUUCACUGAGUUACAAGCUGCUGAGUCUGGGAGUAAAUUUACUACCACAUAUCACAGACAGCAGGGGUCUUAAAGGCACCAGUGUACACAAAGAACAACAUGUACAAGAAAACAUAAUCACAGAGUUAUCGUCUCCUCGCUGUGGGGAUGUCAGCGCACCCACACAGGACAAGUCUGAUGUUGGCAUCCAAAACAACAAACCAUCGAAUGAUGGUACCUUGAUGAAUGAGGAUGAACGGGAAAAUGGUGUUUGUGUCGACUUGCAGGCUGAACAGAAGCCAACGAGCCGAAGACAUCGGCCACUCAAAGAAGCUGAAAACAGUUUUGAAGAAGAUGUGACUACAUUCUGUCCGCCGCAUCUCUUCUACAGUAAUUCUGCAGAAGAAAGACGCAAAGAUGAGGGAGGGGAGUGCAAAUUACUCAAUCUAGACUCUGAGGCUCAUUUUACAUUUCAUUUUGAAGACACGUACUCAGAGGAGGAGUUUGAAAACGAAACUGAAGAUACAAGUUCUCCAACGAUCCUCCAGAGAGGAAGGCAUGAUGUGAACACGCCAAGAAACCGAGAAGCAAGUGGGCCGAAUCCAAACGUCCUCGGGGAAGCUUUGCAACAGUUGCCUCUACUGAAUGCUCUUCUUGUUGAGCUGUCACAGUUGAAUCACCCGAACCCACAACAGCCGUUGUCUAUUCAUCCCAACCUAGCUUGGAUUUACAGGCCUGCUUCCACAGAGCAUUCAGCACAAAAGGCAGAAACUAAAUCAUUGCAGAAAACCAGACAGGGGACUAACCGUUUGCAUCCCCCUAGAAACUGUUCGACACCAGUAAUUAGGCCUGCAUCUGCGAAAGUGAAAGGCAAACAAGAGGAGACGAGUAGAGGCCCCAGAACGUCUGCGAGGAAGAAGCUUGUAUAUGGAACAACUAAAACAUUUAAUCUAAGGCUAAAGCAAGUAUCUCCACUUCGAGUGAAACGUCGAGAGUGCAUGGAUUUAAUAGACAAUGAAACGCAGUCAAGUAUGGCCAAAGACAGGACAAAGGCAAGUAAUAAGAUCACAAAGUCGAGCAGAAGAAAAACGGCAUUAAACCAGAGCUCCAGUCUAAAUGAAAAUGUUGAGACAAUGAUCCAAGGCAUCACAGUGGAUUCUGCACUACAAGGAACAAUCACACUAAAACAGAAAAACCUGCAUGGGAGGGUUAAUGGUGAACAAGACAGACACUCCUCAAGAAUGUCAGAGAAAUCUUCCCUUUCUGAAAGAAGCUUGAAGUGUGUUCACAUCCCCUGUGUGGAUGUCCCCCCAAACAAAGACGAGAACAAGCAUCACGGUGAAUCAAGUCAAUCACAGUCUGAAUCUGACAGGCACACAGACAAAAUUGAAUCUUCAAGAAGCAGCAGAAACAGCAGCCCCAAAUCAUACUUUUCAGACUCCAGUGGGGAAGAAAACGAGGAGGCAGACUACGCUGAUGACUUUAACAGUCUCGAACCCAGCGAUGCCUACUCUCCUGACCCCACGAGUAGCCCCAAGCCCUCCAGAGCCAAGACUCCGAGGUCUCCCGUCCGCCUCGACUUGGACGACUCUGAAUCUGGCUUCCAAAGUCAGUUCCAGAGGAGAGGCGUCGUCCCUGUGCCCGUCAAGGCCCCCAGCUCUCCUCAGCGUGCUCUGAGGGGCACGCACGUCAUCAGACCUCGGACCCACGUCUCAGCCCUCAGCUUUUCCUCCGAUGAUGCUGCUUCCUCGCAAACUACAUGCUCAAGAAAACAGAUGCCAGAGGGUGGUGGAGUGGAGAGGAGCUCUGGCGCUGACAGCUUUAUAUCAUCCAGAGGUCAAAGGAGCGAGUCGACCAGGAACAGCGGCCCAGUUCGAGGAUUUUCUGCAGAUUCGAUAUCGUCCUUUGAACCGCAGGAGGCAGAAGAACUGGAGGAUGAGCUCAGGCCUUUGGAUUUCAGAAAGGAGUAUCAGCAUAUCUCCAAGCUGGUGGCCAACAAACUCCCUGGUUACACUAUGUAGAAUAUAGUUCCACGCUAUGGUAACAUCAGUUCUACACUAUUUCCCUUAACAGAGUGAAAUGGAUGAAUAGUAGUAUUACACUGUACAUAUGGAGCAAAUGCAUAUAUUUUAAUGCAAUUGCAAAAGUGUUUCUUUCAGUGAUGAAUAAAGUCAAGCUUUCUAUGGAAAUUA